AUGACUACAGUCGUCAACAAUUGGACCCACACUCAAACUUUAGAAUGGGUAAAAUCUGGUAUAGACAAAGGAGGUUAUGAUCAAGAUUGCCUUUAUCUUAAAGAUGGUUUUAAAGGAGAGAAUCUUACAUUCAAUUCCAAAUCAAUUGAAAUCUUUAAACGUAAUUUCAAGAAUGAAUCUCCAGAACAAAAAGCUGAUGAUCAAAAAAUGAAAGAAAGAGAACAACUCAUUGAAUCGCUUUUUGCAGAGCUCGAACGUCUUUUUUCUCAAACAACGGCCACCGCUCCUAAAACAAACAUAGAAGAAUUGGUUCUCCUUAUCUCAAAGUUCAAAGUAGAAGGUGAAAUUACACAUCCAAAACAACAAGUCGAUGAUGACCUCUCUGACCUCGACCAAGAUUUUAAAUCAAAAUUGGUAUUUGAAAAAGAAGGGAUGUCAUCUAGAGUUUUUUCCGCUUUGGUCGAUGGAAAAUCUUAUUUCAUCAAAAUCUACAAAAAGCCACAUUUCAAGUCAAACGAGGAAAAGCGUUUGCAAAGUUUAAAAGAUUUCAAUGGUGUCCCAAAAAUUAUUCGUUCAUCAGGUGAUUCAAGCAAGUGGAUGGUGAUGUCUCCUCUUGGAAGUGUCAUUAAUACUUCAAUAGCAUUUAAAAACUGGGGAAAAAUUAUUCAAAUUUUGUUGGAUGUUCACAAAAACAAUAUCAUUCACCGUGACAUAGGCCCCUCUAAUAUCAUUUUAUCAAAUGAAUCAAAGGAGCCCAUUUUAAUUGAUUGGUCAUCUUCUGUAUUGUUUUCAGGAAACCCAUCUCCUUAUGAAGGUUGUUACUACACUGCCUCAAAUAAUGUUCUCAUCUCAAUGGUCAAAUCAAAUGGCACUCACACCUCUACUCCAAACGAUGAUUUAGAAUCUUGUAUAAAAACCAUGAUCAUUUUGACAGUUAGAAAUGUCAAACGUAAAGUAUUGAGUGUUGGAGUAGAUUCCCCAAGACGUUUGAUUGAUGUAUGGAAUAAAAUAGAAAAAAAAAGAAUCAGUCCAUACCAUGUUCAACUUUUGGCUCUCUCUCGAAAUGGAAGUCACAAAGAACUUAUCCAACUCCUCCACUCUUUACAAACCGAGUCGGAGCAACAAUAA
Molecule: messenger RNA, 1128 nt
Organism: Cavenderia fasciculata
Lineage: Eukaryota; Evosea; Eumycetozoa; Acytosteliales; Cavenderiaceae
Exons: 3
Coding region: 1-1128 (375 amino acids)
Source: RefSeq, a predicted model, not a curated record